CUGUGUUAAGGUGAAGAGUGGGGAGGAAAUCUGACAGACAGAAAGCAGAUGACGAGUGUUGAUCGAGCACAAGGCGAGAGGGAAGGUGAGGAGCACUGCAGGUGAAGUUCGCAGGAGGUGAGAAUGAGGGGACGUCGCCUGAAGUCACUCUUCUCUUUGGGGAUCGCUCUCUUCUGUUUGGGGAUUCUGCUGACCGCUCUCGUCUGGUACAAUGGCAACAAAAAUAACGUGGAAACUCGACAGCUGUCUCUUCAGAAGAAAAGAGCCCCUCCGCCUUCUGAACUUUGUAAAGGCUGCAGGCAGGUCAUCGACAAAGUAAGAGAGCGUUACAAUAAAACCUGGAUUAAGCAGGUGGACGAUUACCUCAAAUUCAGAUCUCAGCUGAGCAGAAAGUGCCAUGGUUUUGAUGCAUUCAUCACCCAGGACAACACCCCAGUGGGAGCAAAGAUUGUGUAUGAUGGAGAAAAGACGCGCACCCUCCAGGUGACCCCGGAGAUUUUCAGCACCUUCCCAAAGGAGCAUCCAUUCCCAAACAAAAUAUGGGGAACAUGUUCUGUUGUUGGGAACGGUGGGAUCCUGUCCAACAGCAGCUGUGGAAAGAUGAUUGAUUCAGCCGAGUUUGUUAUGAGGUGUAACCUACCUCCCUUGGACAACGGCUAUGAGAAUGAUGUGGGGAUUAAGACUGACCUUGUGACAGCAAAUCCAAGCAUCCUCAUUAAGAAAUACGGGUCUCUGCAACAGCGUCGGCGUCCGUUUGUGGAAAGUCUGCGUAGCUAUGGCAACUCUUUGCUGCUCCUUCCCGCCUUCUCCUACGGCUUCAACACGCCUUUGUCCCUGCGGGCCGUGUACAGCAUUGAGGACUUUAAAAGCCCCACCCGGCCUGUCUUCUUCAACCCCGAGUACCUGGAGAGUUUGGGCCUCUUCUGGCGCUCCAGAGGCCUAAAAGCAGCACGUGCCAGCACCGGCCUGAUGAUGGCGAGCUUGGCGCUGGAACACUGUACCGAUGUGCAUCUUUAUGGGUUCUGGCCCUUUGGUAAUCACCCCCAGGGACUCCAUGCGCUGACUAACCACUACUACGAUGACGUACAACCUAAAAACACAGUCCAUGCCAUGCCGGUUGAGUUUGAAUUCUUGUUGCAGCUGCAUAGUCAGGGGGUGCUCAGGCUUCACCUGGAAGAUUGUCAACCAGGUGAAAAGUAGUUCCCAAACCCAGCAGAAGGGCCGGAGAGAAGUGCCUCGAUUUGUAGCCCACUCGCUUAUAAAGUCUUUCAUUUUGUAUGAAUGGACAGAUCUUUUUGGGCUCAAGACAUGUGUCCAACCGAGGUGGAUGCUCACACUUGAGUGAAUCGAUGAGCAAGACAUUUGCACUAAAAUCAAACAAUUAUAAGAUUUUAAAAAGAGUUGGAAUGGUUCUAAACUGCAUUUAUUAAGAUAGGUUGCAGCUGGAGUCUGGAGGGAGACAAUUCCCUUGUCACUUGUGGGACAUUGUAGUGCUUUGUUUUGGAUCAAACUGAAUGUAUUUAUCACAAAAUGAGAUAUUUUUACUGUACUGUUUGAAACCAUUUGUUUGAUCUUUUGAGGCAAAUACUAGGUCGGUUUGCAGGUGUGGUUCUGGCAUUGUACAAUGAGGCACGGGGCCCAUGUGGGUGUUGAUGUAAGGGUGCAUAUGGGUGAGUGCCUGGUGAUGGGGACAGGUACGUGUGGAUGGGAAGCAAAUUAUUUCUUGACGGUGUCUCGACCUGACGUGUCGGAUGUUGUUUUAUGAUGAAGGAGAUUGUAGUGGCCAUUUGUCCUUGGGAUUCAGGCUUUUGUAAUGGCAAAAUGAAUGCAACUCUUUUGGAGGCCAUCUGUAGGUAUGAGAACUGGCCCUGUUGUGAGAGGAGGACGGUUCUUGGCAGUCUACGGAGCGUGCAGCUGUUUUUGGCGUGACCUUUUUUCCCUUGCAAGGAAAUAAACGCUGAAAGACAUAUUUGAGCCUCAUCCUUAUUUACCGAUUGUCUGUGCAAAAUCUUUCACAAGAAUUUGGUGUCAGAAGUGAGAUCGUUUGAAGUUCCGUCGGGAAAGGAGGCCUCUUCAGGAUCCACAAAAAAGUGUGUCAGUGUUGCGGAUGGUGGACGGGAGUCAGCCAGGUGUUAAGUACAAUAGUGUUUAUUGACAGGAUUCUGGAACUAGACAGAGAUAUGGUAGUAGGCAGACAGUUGGUAAUCAGGACACAACUUAACUGAAGGGUAGUCAGAGUCUCAGGUUACGGAUGCUGAAGGAGAUUCCCUUGGAGCAGACGGAAGGGGUUCAGGUACGUGGCGGGUAGGUUGCGUGAGAGUCUGUAGAGACCAGACCAGACCCUGAGUGUGUGUAAAGAGGAGUCGAAUAUAAAGGGAAGUGAACUGAUGAGGUGCAGGUGAUUCAAACUCAGGGGACUGUGAACGAGUGGGAGGAGUGAGUGAAGCUGGUGGGAUCCUGACAAUCAGACUCAGAGAGAGGGGUCCGGCGACCAAAAGGGUCCUGAAGAUUUUCACUCAAAUCCGGUAAGAAGUUGAUAUUCUGAUUUCAAAGGGAUGUUCUGUAUUGUACCGGGUGAUAACAGAUUACAAAGACGUGCAUUUAGAACUUCGUAAUAGCGGAAGCAAACUGGAGGAAUAAACUAAUUCUUUUUGUUGA
This is a messenger RNA of Gasterosteus aculeatus aculeatus (three-spined stickleback), 2658 nucleotides long. RefSeq names its product alpha-2,8-sialyltransferase 8E-like. Gene Ontology annotation, biological process: oligosaccharide metabolic process; N-glycan processing. Gene Ontology annotation, molecular function: alpha-N-acetylneuraminate alpha-2,8-sialyltransferase activity. NCBI's taxonomy places the organism in Eukaryota, Metazoa, Chordata, Actinopteri, Perciformes, Gasterosteidae. The record is from RefSeq and is a predicted model, not a curated record.